AUGGCACAGGUAGUACGUUAUCGGCAGACCCUUUUCGCGCUCUCCAAGCGAGGCGGUCUCUCAAAGGCAGAGCCCCCGAAAGUUUCGACUACGGAUUCAAUGCAAGGCAAGGAGUCGAAAGUCAUCACAAACGACUGGGUGAUCACUUCUGCAGAUGCUUUUUCGGACAUGGGAUUUACCAUCGACAGUAACCGUGGAAACGUUGGUAUGAGCAGAAUGACAGAAGUCAUGCUCAAUAUCCUUCCUGCGCGCGUGGGAUCCGAUGCAAAGAGCAUGCCUCACAGCCCGCAGCGCAACCAUUUGGGCGACAAGAUUAUCUCGGACGUUCCCUAA
Molecule: messenger RNA, 333 nt
Organism: Aspergillus eucalypticola CBS 122712
Lineage: Eukaryota; Fungi; Ascomycota; Eurotiomycetes; Eurotiales; Aspergillaceae
Exons: 1
Coding region: 1-333 (110 amino acids)
Source: RefSeq, a predicted model, not a curated record